Molecule: messenger RNA, 891 nt
Organism: Sugiyamaella lignohabitans
Lineage: Eukaryota; Fungi; Ascomycota; Dipodascomycetes; Dipodascales; Trichomonascaceae
Gene: TIP41
Product: Tip41p
Exons: 1
Coding region: 1-891 (296 amino acids)
Biological process (GO): TOR signaling
Cellular component (GO): cytosol
Source: RefSeq, a predicted model, not a curated record
AUGGACCAUAUAACAGAUAAAGAGAACAGGCAAGGAGUGCCUGUCUUCCAGACACCAAGGAAUGGCUUUGCAGUACCAAGCCCCUCACAGACUACUAGAGUGUGGACAAGUCCCGACAACGAGUGGAAGGUCACUACAGUGAAGAAACCAAUUCUUAAUUCAUCUGAAAUAGACGCUGCUACAGAGAAACUCGGAAUUCCAAUUCCAGAAAUGAUUUUUGGUAAUAACCAAGUAAAGAUAGAAAAUGUUCCUAGUGGCCUUUGUAUCUGUUUCAGCGCUUUAGAUGCAUUAGAUCUGGUGGACAAGACGGGAUCUCGAGAUGGUUUGGUCAAAGUGGCGUAUGCCAAAGAAUGGAUGGAUUCACGAGAGAAGAGCCCUCAUAUAAACGACGAUGUUAAGGGAAUUGUCAAGCCAUUCGACUGGACUUAUACUAGUGCAUAUAAAGGAGACACAACGGUAAAAGGAGUUUUGGCCGACCCCUGGGUUGAGGAUAAGGACGUGAUAUUGCCUAUGGAAUUGCUUUCGCGACCCGACCCAAUUCUUUUUUUUGAUGAUGUGUGCUUGUAUGAAGACGAGUUGGGUGAUAAUGGCAUUGCAAAUUUCUCAGUCAAAAUAAGAGUCAUGCCUGAAAGAUUGUUAUUAUUAAGCAGACUGUUUAUUCGUGUAGACGACGUGCUCUUUCGUGUGCGAGACACACGGAUAUUUGUGGAAUUCAGCCAAGGAGUGCUGGUGAGGGAAUAUAAAGCGCACGAAGAGACCUAUGACAAAGUCAAGAAGCGUGUUCCCAUAGGGAGCCAAGACUAUAGCCAGAAUUUGCGGGACUCCAACUGGGUUGUCAAAAAUAUCGCAUGCAGUAAAACGGUUCACGAGAUAAUUGAGUUACGAAAAUAG